Molecule: messenger RNA, 1795 nt
Organism: Melopsittacus undulatus (budgerigar)
Lineage: Eukaryota; Metazoa; Chordata; Aves; Psittaciformes; Psittaculidae
Gene: SERP1
Product: stress associated endoplasmic reticulum protein 1
Exons: 3
Coding region: 108-308 (66 amino acids)
Biological process (GO): endoplasmic reticulum unfolded protein response
Cellular component (GO): endoplasmic reticulum
Source: RefSeq, a predicted model, not a curated record
GUUUCCGGCGGGCGGUGCCGCGCGGUGCUGACGCUGGCAGCGGGCGGUGCGGGGAGCUUCGCGAGGGGACCGGCGGCCGGGCCGUCCGGCGGUCGGUCGGUCGCACCAUGGUGGCCAAGCAGCGCAUCCGCAUGGCCAACGAGAAGCACAGCAAGAACAUCACCCAGCGCGGGAACGUCGCCAAGACCUCGAGGACGGCCCCUGAGGAGAAGGCGUCGGUCGGGCCCUGGCUGUUGGCGCUGUUCAUCUUCGUGGUCUGUGGAUCAGCCAUCUUCCAGAUUAUCCAGAGCAUCCGAAUGGGCAUGUGAGGGGCCCGUCACCGGUCGGGGCCACCCGCCCCCGGCGCUGCCGUGAGCUGCCCCCCCCCCCCGGCCGGCGCCCUCCAGCCCCACUCUGUGCAGCGGCACCGGCCACAUCGCAUUCCAGGUCCCUUCACAGCCAUUCCGAGUUUUCUAGCCCGUGCCACAGUGCCUUGAACAGCACUACAUGUACAAAGCAAUAAAAGUAUGUUGUUGAUCUACAAUCGUGGACCUCCUUAUUCAGUGAGGUGCACGGUCACGUUCUCUGUGGAUACGCUGCGCUGUCACGAUGUAGAUACUUAAGAGUUGGCAGCUGUCAUGAACACCGGUUUGGAGAUCUGUUUAAGCCUCUGUGUAGCUGGAAAUUAUUUUAUUUAACGUCAAAAGCCUGGAUUUUUAUAGUAGCUGGAGUACAAGUUUGAAGCAUGCUCCUAACGAAGCAGAUGGUUCGUGCCACGUCCUGCAGCUUGCCAGGCACAUCAUCCUCUGUACACGUAGAGUAGCCUCACUGCAGCAUGUGGCAGUGUGCUAGCACCCAAAUGCUUCUCACAGCGGAAAACUUUAUCCUACACCUCUUGUCCUAAUGCAUAUGCAGUGCUUGUUUGUAUAAAGUUAGUGGGUGUUGCUUGGUUAGGAAGUGGCAUGACCAAGCAGCAGUUCUUCCUGAUGCUGAAGCUCCACAGACUGCUGAAAGGAAAGGCUCAACUGGAGCUGCCACCACCUGACCAAGCCUCCCCAGGCUGCGGGUUGUGACCGUUCUGUAAAUACUUCUUGGACAGCGUUCAACACGUGGUGAUAAUUUUGAACUUUACAAUAUUGUAUGGGAAUGUUUCAUGCAGGUACAGGGACCCUGUGCCCAGUUCUGCUUUUAUGUGCAGCAUUGGCAGCGUGUGCUAUGUCUUGCAAUAUAUAUUUAAUCUUAUUUAAGGUAAAUCCUGCUUUUAAUUCAGUUUCAUCUAACAAUGGAUCCAGUACUUAACUGCUGCCCUAGGAACAAUCACAGUUCCUUCUUAGUGAUGCUGAAGAAAAAAAAAAAAAAGCCCUCUUUACACUUGUAGAUGACUGUAACUCAAGAUCACAGUGGGAAAUGCUGCUAUUUGAUUGUAUUUUGUUGCUGAUGGCCCAGGCUUUACAUUGGCCAUUUGCUGUCUGUGGUAACAAAGGCAGUUUGCAAUGGGUCUGCUGUUGUACAGUUUCUAAAGGAAGAUGUCUUUUUUUCAGGUUUCUUAGCAAAAGGCAAAUUUAAGUCUGGUUACAUUAGAGAUAAUAGAAAAAAGUUUCUGUAGAGAUUAAUUAAAUGCUCAUUAGCCAUGAAGGAGCAGAUCUUUCGUAUGGGUUGUCAUAUACAUAUGAUAUCAUUGGGACUGGUGUAAGCUGGCAUGGCCAGGAGCAUGCCCCAGAGCUGUACAAGGUAACAUGCAUCCCUUGUGCUCGGACGCUUAUAUUUUGUAAGUGGUAUAACCUCUGAUUUAAAAUAAAGUUCUUUUCAAGUGCGA